UUUCAGAAAGUCUCUUUUCAAUUCUUAGCAUUCACUUUAAUAUAAAACUUCAAAAUAUUGUUGAGCUGAACUGACUGCAUGAUAUGAAUGUUGAUAUGAACGUUUUGAGAGAAAAAAACACUGACCCCCCCUAAUCCUAAAUCCUGUAGCAUGCGUUGGUGUUAGCUACGUAUCUAUAAUAACUAGUUUUCUGAAAAUUAAUUACUAUGUGAGCUGACUGUGGCCCAGACGUGUAUCCAUCCAACCUAGAGGCCUCAUAGUAGUUUAGCAGCUUCCGAUAAUCCAGUGUGGUGUCCAACGUGGGUAAGCUUAGUUCUAGAUAGAGCAUCACCAAGUUAUGUAUAGACCAAAAUGCGCAACUCCCUCAGUCCCUCCACAAACUCUUUCUAUCAAAAUGGACAUUGGCAUUUUUUUCUUUCUGUCCACUUUGUGAACCUUCAAGAAAAAAAAAAACAAUGUCACAUGCAUGAGUGUGUCAAUUGACGUACUAAAGUACAAGGGUGCAUUACUGUGGUGAUGUUAGAACGCCAGCUCCACGUACGUAGCGCCCCCUCAAGCCUCCUUUGGUAAUGUAGACAUAAACUGCAAAGCAAACUGACGUGUUGUGAUUGUGAUUGUCCCUGGUCCACCCCACCAUCCCUUCCCUUUCACCCCAAAGCCCCCAGACCCUGUGUGUGUGAAGAUGUCCCCUGGCCUCCAGUGAAUAUGUACAGUAGCCUACAUGCUCAUUGUGUGACAAGAGUUCCCUUUUAAUAUCUAUGAGAAAAUACCAGUUUUUAGCAGGGCAAUUUUUGUAAAUUGUGCAAAAUUCAAACACAUUCUGAUGAAAGUGCCCGUGUUCCUGGAUGAAUUAUCAAUCCAAUUACGUAAUCUAUUCAAAAAUUUCAAAACGUAAUGCAUAUGCACAGUGAUCUUGUAGAAAACUGCAUGCAUGGGAGCAAAUAUGCUUUCAGUUGAGUGUGGAAUGAUCACUAAGACUUCCACUGAUUGAUCUUCAAAUUUAAAAUUAUUUUUUGGUGGAUGAAAAUAAAUAAAAAAUCUAAUUUUCGAGAGGGUCCUCUAUGGUUAUAUUCAAUUUGUCCACAACAUUUAGUAGUGUAAUGGGCUUAACACUUUUGUGACACCUUCACUUGAGGCUGCAUGUCAGUAACACCCUCUUUGCUUUGCAUGGAAAUAACUUUGCUUACAUAUCGUGUGUGUGUGUGUGUGUGUGUGUGUGUGUGUGUGUGUGUGUGUGUGUGUGUGUGUGUGUGUGUGUGUGUGUGUGUGUGUGUGUGUGUGUGUGUGUGUGUGUGUGUGUGUGCGUGAGAAUGUGAGAGUGUGUGUUCAGUGUGUGCGUGAACAUGCAUGCAUGUGUAUGUGUGUGUGGAGAUGUUUUUUGUUAAUAUGUGUGUAUGUGUGCAUGUUUGUGUGAGUGUGUCUGUUUGUCUGUGACUAUGCCUGUUUGUGUGCGUCUCUGAAAGACAGAAAGAGAUAGUGGGAGAUUGUGUACACAUGUGCAUGUGUAUGUGUUUAUCAAAAUGCAUGUACAACGUGCUUGUGUUUCAUAAUCAUGUUUGCUUAACAUUUACUUGUUUUGCAAUUCUCACUCACAAUUUAAUUCAUGUAAAAUUAUUUUUUAAAGCACAUUUACUAAUUUGACAUGGUACAUAUUUUUGCACGUCAUUUUUAGUCAAGCAAUUUAUUUGACCAGUCUGAUGUUUGUGUGACCAUGGGUCCAUUGAAUUCCAUAUUCGUUUCAUGAUUUGAUCAAACACAUUUGCAAAGCUUAUAAUUUGUCAAUUUUGUUAUCAUUGAUCAUCAUUUGUCAGAUAAGUAUUUGCAUUUAGUCUUUUUUUUAUUUACAUCACUGGCUUUCUGUUAUAGGGCAACAUUAAAAGUUAUCUUUUUUCUUUCUUCCUCUGUCUCUUUCUCUCUCUGUCCUUUUCUGUACAGAGGAUUUACCUCUCAAACAAUCUUGAGAUACCUUCUUUCAUGUUGAUUUUCCCUAUGUAUGUGUGCCCCAUUUCUUUGUGUUUGUUUUGUUCGUUUUUUUGUUCAUUCCUUGUCUUCUGUUGUCCAUUUUUGCUUUGUUGUCAUCCACCCUAGUUGGGCUCUUGGUCUGUGUGUAAUGUGUGUGUGAAUGUGUUGUUGUGGACGUCUAUAAGCAAGUUAUUUCCUGCGUAUCCCCUUCUCCUCUCCUUCUUCUUCUUACGGUUUAGUUUGAGUUUGCUUUGCGGUCGUCAACCAUUUUCCCUUCAGUCCUUCGGAUCCAAAUACUUCUAUGCCUUCACACCUAAUGCCUUCCUUCACUGUUGUUUCCUUCUAUCCCUUCCCCCUGAUAUGACCCGUCUUUACCUGUUACUGUUCCUUAUCCUCCUGAUCACAAUUUUCAAAUCUCUGUUCCAUCUCUGUUCCCUUUGAUUUCAAUUUUUUGGUUUUGUUUACUCCUUAAAUGUCUCUUUCAAAAAAUGGAAGAUGACGAAGACACCUCCGCCGAGACGUCUGCCCUGAAAACGCACUCGAUCAGGGACUCGUCUACGCUCGCUGGUCCUGACUUGCUCUCCGAGGUGUCGGAGAUGAAGCAGGACUUGAUUAAAAUGACCGCCAUCUUAACCACGGACUCGGCAGACAAGUCCGCCUCGCUGGAGGGGGGAGGUCUUGAAAAGGGAGCAGAAGACGUGGCCGGGGAGCCUUACGAGAUCAUGGAGAAAGUGAAAGAGGACUUGGAGAAAGUCAGCGAGAUCCUGCGCAGUGGAACGUACGAGGGUGAACUGGCUGCAGCAGCAUCUGCGAGAAAGAAAGACGAAGAAUGGGUUCUCCUGUCGGACAGCGAAAUCGAAGAGGCAAAAGCGAUGGCUGCCAGUCAGCCAAAGGAACCAAUUAUGAGGGAAGGUCGUGGUAACCGAGGGGCCCCGAGACCAAAAGGCAUGGCAGACAUGUCAGAGAUGGUUCCGCACCUAACGGGGGAUCCAAAGGAGUACCUCCUGGAAUUGCCCGAGGCUACAUCUAAACCAUCAGAGGCAGCAAAACAAGAAAAGCUGCGAAAAGGCACCAAGCCAUCAGCCAUUCCUACUGCUACAAAGAAAGAUACUAAAAUCCCUGUGGCAGAAAUUAAGAAACCAACCAGGAGGAAAGGGCCUCAAAGUCAAACAGAAGAGCCCAAAACGUCUAGCCCCAAAAAAGACACUGGCAAAGCAAGCAAGGGGGAAGCACAGGAGGGAGAGAGUCUUCUUAGUGCCCCGGCCCCUUCAAAGAAAUCACCAGUAUCACCUGUAGUUGAGGAGACACCGAUAGGGUCCAUUAAAGACAAAGUCAAAGCCCUUCAACAGAAAGUUGAGGCAGAGCAAAAACAGCGCAAACAUACACCUGUUAGCAAACCCACUGCAGCUGUAGGUAAGGAUAGCAAGCCCUCUUCAGCACCCAAAGAGAUGCCCAUAAAACCACAGGCCCCAUCCAAGUCCCAACCCAAGUCCCCCAAAGCAGAGUCAGAAACACUUGAGGAGACUAUGUCAGUGAAAGAACUGAUGCAAGCAUUCCAGACAGGGCAAGAUCCAUCAAAGAGAAAAUCAGGGCUUUUUGAGCUAAAAUCAUCUAGUUCUAAAGAAGAAACAUCAGAAAUAGAACAAUCUGAAUUAUUAGAGGAACAUGUUAAGUCCCCCACUAGCCACGCUGCGUCAGGUUUUUCACAAGGAAGAGAAGUAUCUUUGGACUCCAUUCCCAAAGCUAUGCAACAGAAGGAUAGUGAUAUUCAAAUUAGUCCAGUUAGAAAACACUCUACCGACUUCAGUUCAGAAAUUAGAGCUGAACUGGAAGACAACGCUCAAUACCAACAGUUCAAAACACCACAGAGAGAAGGCACAUCCUGUGCUGAAGGCACCUCAACUGAAACAGUGCUUCCCCCUGAGCAGAGCCAAGUCACAAGUGAAUUUAUGCCUGACAGUGCUAUUGAGAAUGGUGCAAUGGAGGACAGUCCUGAUAGCCUCAAACACGAGGGUAUUGCAGAGUCUCCAAGUGUCAGCGGGGGGUCGGGAGAUCAGCAGAUGAGCUCUGAGGAGAGCUACAAACAUGAAGGUCUGGCUGAAUCCCCACGCACAAGCCCAGACAGCCCCUCUUUAUUCCCUCAGAAAGGUGACGAGGUCUUACAGACCAAAAAGAAAGGUGCCUCAGCCAUUCCCGUUAGACAAAAAGAGACACAACGUGCCAUCAAAGACAAGUCCUCGAGAUCUCCGGAAGACUCGGCUUCUUCUUCGGGCACAAGUGAGUUUUCAAAGUCCAUUUUAAAGGUCAAGGGAGUUAAAUUUGGGGAUGACAAAGCUCCCGUUGCCACAGAGAUUGUCAGUGCAUCGGCCAAACCAUCAAAACCCCGAAAGCUUACAAAGAUGGGUUCUGAAACCAUAGAGGGUUUUCUAAGUGAUGAGGAAUCCCCUGAUGGUCAGCCAGAAUCAGCUUAUCUUGACACAUUGGCAUCAAGGGCAUCUUGUCGUCAGACUAGCCUAGAUCUGCCUCUCAGACACCGGGAGUCAGACUCUCUCAGUCCUGUAGCUGAUGACUCUUUGACCUUUAGUCACAAAGACUCUCUAGAGGGUAGUCCCAUCUUGGAAGACAACUCCUCCCAUAAAACACCAGACUCAAUUGAACCCAGCCCGACUAAGGAAUCCCCAUGUUGUGACUCCCUAGAGAGCAGCCCCGUAGCACAGAAAACCACCUUCGCUUUCCCUCCUGUGGUAGACCAACCCAGUGUUCCAGCAGAGCAAGAGCCCCCCUCUAAAGCACCUCCCGACUUCCCCCUAGACAAUUUGCGUAGUAGACUCCUCAGAGACCAGGAAGCCAGUGUGGAGGAUGACAGUUCUGAAAAGACGUCCCAGAUGGAAAGUUCGGGUAAGAGUCCCCUCUCCCCUGAUACCCCUAGUUCUGAAGAGGUAAGUUAUGAGGUGAACCCUAAAACCCCAGACCCCAUGACCCUUUCUGUUCCCCUUAACCCUCCCAUCCCUGAGGAGGCAGAGGAUUGUGAGGCGGAGAGUGGCGAGACUCACAGGAAGUUCACUCCAGAGGAAGAAAUGUUUAAAAUGGCCGCCAAAAUAAAAACAUUUGAUGAGAUGGAGCAGGAUGUGAGAGGCAAAAAGGACACUAGAAAAGAUACCAAAUCCGCUCAGUCAGCAGCCGAGUCCGAAACAGGACAUGACAGCAGCAUUGAGCAAAAAAUUGAAAUAGUGUCCAAAGAUCAAACACCAUCAGGGGAUGGCCUUGAGCACGCUGACCCCCUAUUGGGCUCAGUGUCAGCUCUGUGUGUUGAACCUGAUAUUAAAGUACAACCUCCCUCUCCUUUUCCAGCAGGUGUAAAGGCUGAAGAGGUUCAUCAAACGGACACCUACAGUGCAGCAGUGUCAGCCAAAGCAGUUGGUGGGGGACCUCAGUCUGUCUCAGAACACACCAGUAAAGAGCAAGGAUCUAUCCCUGCCAAAACAUCCGCUGAAUCUUCCACGGUAGCUCAGCCCCCAAAGGUGGAUGGAGAUAAAGCAGUUUCUCCAUCCCAGUCAGAGGGGGCUGGUAAUAGAACAGACGAACAAAAGGAAGAAUGUUUACGGAAAUCGAGGGAAAGUCAGGACGAUGGCAGAGGAGCAGUGAAGGUGACAGAUUUCCUCGAGCGUGACAGUGCUACUGCACCACGCCAAGCAGGAAACAAUGUAACAGACGAGGUUAAGGGCGAUCACAUAAAACAUUCAGGGGCAUCUGAUGUAGGGGUAGAUAGAGUGGAUGCUUUACCUGUUGGACGAAAAGGCGAAACGUUCAAACCAGAAGUGUGCAUUUAUGAUGACACUGAGGAGUAUGAUGAAGAGGACGAGCCUCCAAAAACAGAGUCAAAGGGGGUCACGGCAAGCUCAGAGGUGGACCCCUGGAACAAAGAUCGGGAGGAUGACGAAACCUUUGCAGCAAGGGUGAAGGAGGAAGAGCAAAAAAUCCUUGGGCUGGCAGUAGACCGACAAUCUCAAGCAGCAACACCAGACACAACCCCUGGAAGAACCCCCACAGAAGAGGGGACACCUACUAGCGAACCAAAUCCGUUUCUUUUCCAAGAAGGCAAGCUUUUUGAGAUGACCAGAAGUGGUGCGAUUGACAUGACCAAAAGGAGCUAUGAGGAGGAAGGUUUCGCCUUUUUCCAACUAGGUGACCAACCUAUUGAGGAAUCGAGGGAAGAGGAAGCUAGAGAAGAGGCUGCAGCGCAAUCUGAGGCUGCGGCAGAGGCCGAAGUUGGUAUGAACUUGACACUACAAAUAAAAUCAGAAGAGGAGGAGAAACCAUCACAGGACAUAGCUGAUUCCGCUCACCCUUGUUCGGUAGACAAUGAUGAUCAGGCAGGCUCAAAGUCAGAUGCCUCAAAAUCUUACAUCUCCGUAAAAAUGGGACUGUCUAUAGCACCGAAAUCAUCAAAGACUGCUGGAACCACAGCAGAAGCAGUAGAACCGAAAUUCGAAAAGGUUGCCGAGGAAACCCUUGUAGCAGUCGAUCUUAGUUCCCCCGAUCCUGUCAUUACUAAUGUUCAGACAGCUGUCACCACGGUAACUAGAUCAGUGUACUCUCAACAGGACCAAGAGUCCUCUGACUCCUCCCCUGAGGACCAGCACUCAGUAAUUGAACUUGCUAAAACUCCCGAAAAGCCCACACCUUCCCCAAGUAGUGAAAAAUUAUCAAAGGGCCCCGCCAAAUCUGUCUCAGGGAAAACAGGCACUCCAGCAAAGAAAGACAGUCCUUCAACCGAGAGCCCCAGAUCGAGAAUUCCUGUUAAGGCCAGUCCUAUAAAAUCAGAGAGUGCAUCGUCAGAGUCAGCAGUCAGGCGAGCUGAAUCAGUAAAGGACAAAAAAUCAAAGCUGCCAUCAAAACCUGAUAAUAGUAGUAGUAGUAGGAGAAAAUCUGAGACAGAUACAGGUCCCUCCACUAGUUCCAGAAUCAAGAAGUCUUCCACACCUGCACGCUCCGUUGAGACGGACUCUGCCAAAAAAACACCAACAAAAAAGGACCAAGGUCCAAGGCCUCCCAGUGGUGAAUCAUCCACCACCAAAUCCAAGACGUUUCAGUCCAGACUUCCAGUCAGAGGCAAACCCGUCCAAACCUCCACACCAACCAAAGAGACUAAAAAAGAGCCUCCCAAAAAGUCUCCCAAGCAGUCGAUAGAUUUCUUUGCAGAGAUUAGCGAUGAGGCAGCUAAGGUUGUAGAGAGAUUGGUGCAAGCAGAGAGAGAGAAGGAGAGAGCGGAUGAGCUGGAGUCUGUGUCUGCCAUGUCCGAUGACGAAAGCAGCACCAUUGACACCUCGGUCAUAGAGGUGGACGCUUUCCCUGACAUACACUUGCCGCUGCCCGAGGGCGUCUUUGUCGUUAGGCCCCGCUGGGAUGACACCAUCGAGACGCAGAUGGAAAGAAUCCCCGACGAUAGAGCACAAGCACAAGCCCAAAGUCAAGGUAUCCCCCCUUCUCAAGGGGCCCAUUCUCUCUGUCUUACGCCUCACCCUCGCUAGCGCUAGCGAUGAAGCUGCCGCCUCUCUUGUCAUGUAGCUACUAAGACUUCAACUUUCUGUGGUUGCUUCUGUGUUUGUUCUUUCUGCCUGUGUUUGUGUUUGUGUCUCUCUUCUCGUGUGUAUGUGUGUGUGUCUCUGUGUGUGUGGGUGUCUUAAUGAUCUCAAGAUUGAUUUAAAAGCUAUUUUAGCAAUAGAUUCCCAUACUGAUUUCUAUGGAUCUUGACUUGAGAAGUAGGCCUUAGCUCAACGGUAACAUCACAAGGCAUUGUUUAUUAUUUUAGUGAGCUUUCUUAGCAUUUUUAGGAUUCAUUAUGGUACAUGUUUUACAGUAGAAUAUUCCCUUUGUUUUAACACCUUGCACUAUAUCAUAUGAUAUGUAAGCAGUAAGGUUAACAUAGUUGACUUUCAAUGCCUGGGAAAGCCAGUGUACAGGUAAAAUGUGUAACGAAGUUGAAGGACAUUCAUGAUACACAAGUGAAUUAGAAAUCUAGAACUCACCUCUUUCCUUCCAUCCCAUAGUAGUUGUAGCAGUAUGUGUUUAGCUUUAUUUAAGAGGGAACUAUUUUUGACAAGUCCUCUGCUGUUGUCAUGGAAU
Molecule: messenger RNA, 8088 nt
Organism: Engraulis encrasicolus (European anchovy)
Lineage: Eukaryota; Metazoa; Chordata; Actinopteri; Clupeiformes; Engraulidae
Product: ankyrin-2-like
Exons: 1
Coding region: 2451-7493 (1680 amino acids)
Source: RefSeq, a predicted model, not a curated record